Molecule: messenger RNA, 2545 nt
Organism: Merops nubicus (carmine bee-eater)
Lineage: Eukaryota; Metazoa; Chordata; Aves; Coraciiformes; Meropidae
Product: phosphatidylinositol-binding clathrin assembly protein-like
Exons: 20
Coding region: 18-1889 (623 amino acids)
Biological process (GO): clathrin-dependent endocytosis; synaptic vesicle budding from presynaptic endocytic zone membrane; clathrin coat assembly
Cellular component (GO): clathrin-coated vesicle; synaptic vesicle; clathrin-coated pit
Molecular function (GO): clathrin heavy chain binding; 1-phosphatidylinositol binding; phosphatidylinositol-4,5-bisphosphate binding
Source: RefSeq, a predicted model, not a curated record
UACAGUGCACAAAUGAAAUGAAUGUGAAUAUUCCACAGUUGGCAGACACGCUCUUUGAGAGAACUGCAAACAGCAGCUGGGUCGUAGUGUUCAAAGCUCUAAUUACAACACACCACCUCAUGAUGUAUGGAAAUGAGCGCUUUAUCCAGUAUCUUGCAUCCCGAAACACUUUGUUCAAUUUAAAUAACUACCUGGACAAAAGUGCCAUGCAGGGCUAUGAUAUGUCUACCUUCAUUAGGCGAUACAGCAGAUACUUGAAUGAAAAAGCACUUUCAUAUAGACUUGUAGCAGUUGACUUCACCAAAAUGAAAAGAGGGAUAGAUGGGGUGAUGAGAACCAUGAAUGCUGAAAAGCUGCUGAAAACUCUUCCAAUCAUACAGAACCAGCUUGAUGCGCUCCUUGAUUUUGAUGCAAAUCCAAAUGAGUUAACAAAUGGUGUUAUAAACGCUGCCUUUAUGCUCCUCUUUAAAGAUUCCAUUAGACUUUUUGCAGCAUACAAUGAGGGGAUUAUUAAUCUUCUAGAAAGAUAUUUUGAUAUGAAGAAGAACCAAUGCAAAGAAGGCUUGGAUAUUUACAAAAAAUUUCUAGCCAGAAUGACCAAAUUGUCAGAGUUCCUCAAAGUAUCAGAGCAAGUUGGAAUUGAUCAGGGUGACAUUCCAGAUCUUACUCAGGCACCCAGCAGCUUGCUUGAAGCACUGGAACAACAUUUGGCUUCUGUGGAGGGAAAGAAAACAAAAGAAGUCUCUGCUGCCAGCAGAGCUAGUGCCCUAUCCAGUGCUGUUUCCACACUUGCCAAUACAGGAAUGUCAUUUAGCAGGAUGGAUGAGAAGGAAAAGCAGCAAGCAUUGGAGGAGGAACAAGCUAGACUGCAGGCACUUAAGGAGCAGCGAUUAAGAGAGAUUUCUGUAGUACCAAAUUCCACUUCCACAUCAGCAUCCCCAGGCACCUUAUCAGGAAAAAGUGUGAAUACCACUGUAGCUGUUGACCUCUUUGCUGUACCAGCACCCACAACAAAUAGCAUGCCCAACCUUUCUAGUGAUCUUUUUGAUCUUCAGCCUGCAUUUGUUCCAACUGUGCAGAGUACUCCAGCUAUAUCAACGUCAGCAAGCAGUGCUUGGGGAGGUCCUUUCUCGUCCUCAAAUGGUUGUGUUGGUUCUCCACCUCAUCUGGACAUCUUUGACAUGAAGCCAGUUGAAGAAGCUGUAAAAUCUACCACCCCUUUCAUCAAUUCUACUUUUUCCUCCAAACAAACGGUGGAACUGUUUAGUGAUGACUUUAGUGGUCAUAAACCUACAUAUGCUUCUGUGUAUCAUCCUCUGACUGUUGAUGGUUUUCCUCUUCAUUCAGCUCCUCCGAGUACCACCUCUUCAACAAUUAACGUGGACUUCGAUGCUGUUUUUGGAGGAAAAUCUACAGCACCAGAGUACAGGACUACAAGUGAUGAUGUACUGCAACCCACAGUACCACCACAAAGUCAGAGAGCCCCUUCAGCCAACCAGCAAAGUGGAAAAAUCUUGGCAAAUGACCUCGAUUCUUCACUUGCUAAUCUAGUGGGAAAUCUUGGCUUUGGAGGAACCCCAUCCAAAAAAUCAGAUAUGCAGUGGACCCAGCCUACAGAGAAAAAACUGACUGGUGGAACAAACUGGCAAGCAAAAACAAGCACAUCAACCACGUGGAACCCUACUCCCUUACCCACUAUUCCACAUAUGGUACCUGCUCCUAUUGCAUACCCACUGACCACGCCUCAAGUGCCUGUAUAUGGAAUGGUACCUCCUCAGGUUGGAGCUGCUCCUUUGAUGGCACCUCAAUCAAUGAUGUAUACACAGCCUGGUCUAAGGCCAACAAAUCCUUUUGCACCUGUUUCUGAAACUCAGAUACAGUUCAUGUAAAGCCGCCAAAGCAGCAAGAUGUGAGAACAACCAAAUACUGGUAAAAAAAGACUGAUAUUCAAUCUUUCCAUGAUGUAUUCCUGAACAGGGCAACUGUUUCUUCCCUGUCUAAUACAAUAUUAUUUUGGAUUGCAAUGCUUUAGAGAUUCUUGUUUAUAACAGUCACUGCAGUGUGAAGUCAUGUUUGUUCACUGAGGGGUUUUUUUAAACUCCUCAGAAGAAAACUGUAUUUUAUUGAGGUUGACUCGGAAGGUACAAGCUGGAUUAUCAUCUUCAAAGCUGAGAAGAAGGGCUACAUGAUUGCUCUCCAACCUUAUUCAUCAGUGGAUUACCUUAGGAAGUUAACUGAGGGUGUCAAAGCUAUUUAUUUUCUCCAUAAAUUCUGUGGCUGUUGUAACCAAGGCACAACACAAAUGAAGUUGAGCAAUAAAAUUUUUGUGCUCGAUUCAAUACUCUGAUAGAGCCGUGCUUGCGUUGUCAUAAGGCCAAUAUUGUGUGAAAUCAGACAGCUUGUUCACCUUAGAAUAGCUUCUAGUCAUUUGCAAACUUUAUAAUGUGAUUUUGAAAUGCUGUGAAUCAACAAGAUAUCUACAUACUGCUUAUAUGGAUAUUAAAAGUAAUGAAUUGCUGCACUGGUAUGUCAGUGUUACGUGGCU